Drosophila gunungcola (fruit fly) is the source of this 8873-nucleotide messenger RNA. RefSeq names its product pneumococcal serine-rich repeat protein (gene Cngl). Gene Ontology annotation, molecular function: monoatomic ion channel activity; protein-containing complex binding. Gene Ontology annotation, biological process: monoatomic ion transport; transmembrane transport. NCBI's taxonomy places the organism in Eukaryota, Metazoa, Arthropoda, Insecta, Diptera, Drosophilidae. Gene Ontology annotation, cellular component: membrane. The record is from RefSeq and is a predicted model, not a curated record.
UCGUGUAGUGCGGUCAUGUGGUGCGGAGCCAGCGUGCGCUCGCCUCCCAUCAUCUUCGCCCUCUGAGUGGUCUUCACAGUCCUCUCGAGCCACAGCCACAGCCACAGCCAAGACGAAGCCGUAUCCAAAUCCAAAUACAAGUCCAAAUCCGAUACGAACCAGCGGAACUGAAGGAUUCCAGCGCUUGGGACCCCAAUUUUUUGUUCUUGUUCUCCCACAUUUCAAUUGCAACAUUUAGCAAAUCAAAAAUAUGUAUAAAAAUUAAAAGCAAAGUGCUCAAGUGCCAAAAAAAAAAGAGGAAAAAAAAACCGGAACCCAUCCAGCUAAGCUGAAGAAAAUAAUAUAAUAAAUGUGCCUCCGCCAAAAUUAGAGGGAUAAAUAUUAUAUGUGCAAUUGUUCCAUUUUUUUUUUGAGAUUUUUUGUUCUUGUGCGGUUUGAACACGAGUGCGAACAGAACAACCAAAAAUAAAAAUAAAAAAGCCAAGCCAGCAAUAACAACAGCAUCAACAACAACAACAACAACAACAACAGCAUUCAACAACAACAACAACAACAGCUACAAUUACAACUACAACUACAACCCACAACAAGGAUGAAGGACUGCUGCAAAUGUGCGUGAAAUGUGACCAAAAAGCAGAUGCAACAACAGCAGCGACUACCAGCGGAUACGACAGCGGCAGCUACAGAUACUUGUAACUAAAGUGACAUGAGGCCUUAACAACAAUAACACCAAAGCAACUACAGCAGCAACUACAACAACUACAAAAAAACAAUAAUAGCAACAGCAACAGCAACAACAAGAACAACUAAAACAAGAAGAACAAAAGCUACAACAACAAGCCACCGUAGAGCACUAAAAACCAAAUUACAAACAAUUAAAAGCGAGCAUAGGCAAGGAUCCUCCAGAGAGCUUGACAACGGUACUGCAGCCACGCCCCCUGGAAAAACCCAAACCCAACCCAAACACAAGCAUAGGCACACGCAGACAGUGAAAAAGGACCCCAAAGACACACACACACACAAAGUCAGAGACACAAAAAGCCAGCUACAUGCCUCAAUGGCAGCUUCAUCGUUUAUGGCCAACUAAAACUGAGCAGCGGUCCCCGCCAAGGACCCCCGAAUUUCAGGGAUCCUGGCCACCAGUCCAUCAUCGCCGGGACCUUUGUCUUUGUCUCGCAUCACGAACAGAAACUGAAACAGAAACGAAUAUAACAGCUACAGCAACAGCAACAGCAUCACCAACAGCAACAGCAAUAGCAACGCCACCGAAGGCGGCAAUAAAAAGUUUGCUUUGUGUUUCGGUGUCGACAUUGCCUGAACUGAACCCCCAUUCUCAUUCUCCUACUGCCACGCCCCCUUAAAGCGGUGUCGCCCUCGUUGUCGUCCUUGUCGUCAUCGUCAGACGACGCCUGUGGGCACUCAAUUAAGCCCAAUUCAACGCAACUUGAAAGCGACAACGGCAACAAAAGCAGCUGCCAAAGUAACAAAAACAGCGAAAGGAGCGAAACAACAAUAGCUGGCGAGCAGCAGCAGCAGCAGAAGGAGAAACAUUAGAAGUAGUAACAAUAGUAGAAGAAAUACCAGCAUCGACAGCAACGUCUACAGCAACACGCAGCAACAAUUGCAGCUGCAGCUGCAGCAACAUCAAUAGUUGAAAGCAAAGCAGCAGCAAUACUUUAAUAAGCUACUACAUCUUGAAUGCAAACAGAAACAGCUGGAAGAAAGAACAAGAGCAGUAGAAGCAACAUCAAUAGGAAACCCAUCAGCAGCAACAGCAGCUAAAUAGGCAACAGCAAUAUCAGGAACCACGAGCAACACCACACUAGCUAGACCAAGGUCAAAAGUAAAAAAAAAGCGACAACAGCAGCAACAUAAACAACACCAGCACAAACUUAACAAACAGCAGCAAUUGAAGUGUAAAUAACAUCAGUAACAAAUGAAAAAGAAACAUUGGCAAUAAUUGCAGGAGCUACAUUAGUCAAGGCAAUACAAAAAUAUAGCAAUAACAAAAAAACAGCAGAAUAAGCUGCAACAACUGGAGAAACAGCAGCAACAUCUGCAACAGCUAUUAAAGCUGCUGCCACAACAGCAAUACAAGCGACAAAAACAGCAGUAGUGGCAGCAAAACAAGCUGCAACAUCAGCAGCAACAUCAUCAGUGGUAAAGUGAAGCAGCCACGCCCACGGAAACGCCUUCGCCAACUCACACGUACACAGACACAGAAACAGAAACAAAAACAGAGACAUAGACAUACAGAAACAGAAACAGAAACAAAAACCGAAAUAGAAACAGAAACAGAGAUAGGUGCAGGAGCAACAUCCGCACGGACAGGACCACGCCCUCGUAUCGCAGGCGUGGGCGGCGGGCGGGCUGGUUGGUUGCGUGAAUGUCAGGAUGAAACUGAGCGUGAGCGCGUAUCGGGCGCAUGCAUCCGCACACAAGAAGAUCCUCUCCAGCGGCUAUCACUCACAGCUCAACUACGGCAGCACUGGAGCGGCAGCGGCAUCCUCCUCGUCGUCGGGGGCCACUGCAACGGGCCUAUAUACGAUGGAACAGCACGAGAACGAGGCGGGCAAGUUUGUCAAGGAUGUGGCCCGUCAGGUGCACGACUGCAACAGCGACACGGACGUCAUCAGUCCCACGGGCACCAGUAGUUCCGGCGGAGGUGGCGGCGGUGCUGGCGGAGUUGGUGGUGCCGGCGGCGGAUCCGGCGGCCAGGGACCCGGGCCCAGCGACGGUGGCUAUCACAAGCGGCACCACAAGAUGGUCCGCGAUGACGACAACAACAGUGCGGCCCACUCCUCGGACAGCAAAAGUCCCAGCCAGCGGAAAUCGCGUAUCGGAGAUGGAGCUUCAGAUCCAGAUUCCGAUUGGACACGAUCGAACCAGCGCUGGAUGAAGCUGCGCACCACCGUGCAGAUCUCGUCGGCGAUACAGAAGAAACCACCGCUUAAGCGCGAAGACUCCUUCCUGAAGCGUUUCUCGACUAGACAGAUACCCGAAACACAGGAAACUGUUGAAGAUACGGGUUCAGAAAGUGCCUCUGGUGACGUCGACAAGAGUGUUAAACGACGGCGACGCUAUCUGCAGAAACGACGAUCCGUUGUUAAUCCAGAUGAAAAUUUUUACUUCUAUUGGUUAAUGAUGUUAACUGUAUGUGUUCUAUAUAAUCUAUGGACCCUAAUUGUGAGGCAGAGCUUUCCUGAACUGCAGCAAUCUGUGCCCACGUUUUGGCUCAUCUGCGAUUCGAUGACAGAUGUUGUAUUUAUCUUAGAUAUAAUAGUUCAAUUACGCACAGGCUAUCUGGAGCAGGGCCUAAUGGUAUACGACGACAGGAAGCUGGCCUGCCACUAUGUUCACUCGCGCGACUUCAUCUUCGACAUGAUUGCGCUGAUACCAUUGGAUUUGCUGCAGCUCAAGAUGGGCACACAUCCGCUCUUGCGUUUUACGCGCUUUUUAAAGUCAGUUUAUCGAUCUGUGAGAUUUUAUUACAUCGUAGAGAGUAGAACAGUUUGGCCAAAUUUAUGGCGCGUUGUUAACCUAAUUCAUAUCCUGUUAAUACUGGCACACUGGUUCGGUUGUUUCUAUUUUUUACUUUCCGAGGCGGAGGGUUUCAGGUAGGGCGAUUGGGUCUAUCCGUACCGACCCGGGGACUAUGCCACCCUGACGCGAAAGUAUCUGGGCAGCCUGUACUGGUCGACCCUGACACUGACGACCAUUGGGGACCUGCCCACGCCAGAGACGAAUGCAGAACCGAACUUUUCGGUGGACGGCCCUCGAUCAAUACCGAGGCGUGGCAUAAAAUCGCGCCUGCUUCAAUUCGGCUCUAGCUAUGGGUACUAUUUUACGAUCGUCAGCUAUUUGAUUGGCGUUUUUAUCUUCGCCACCAUUGUGGGCCAAGUGGGCAAUGUGAUAACGAACCGAAAUGCGAAUCGCCUGGAGUUCGAGCGCCUGCUGGAUGGGGCCAAGACGUAUAUGCGGCACCACAAGGUGCCCGGAGGGAUGAAGCGUCGCGUGCUGCGGUGGUACGACUACAGCUGGUCCCGCGGAAGGAUUCAGGGUGGCGGUGACAUUAAUACCGCACUGGGACUGCUGCCCGACAAGCUGAAAACCGAACUGGCCUUACACGUCAACCUCAGCGUGCUGAAGAAGGUGACCAUUUUCCAAGAGUGCCAGCCCGAGUUUCUGCACGAUCUCGUGCUCAAGAUGAAGGCCUACAUCUUCACCCCAGGCGACUCCAUCUGUCGCAAGGGCGAGGUGGCACGCGAGAUGUUCAUCAUCGCCGACGGCAUCCUGGAGGUCCUUAGCGAGACGGGCAAGGUCCUGACGACCAUGAAGGCCGGCGACUUCUUUGGCGAGAUCGGCAUCCUCAAUCUGGAUGGGCUGAACAAACGUACGGCGGAUGUGCGGUCCGUGGGCUAUUCGGAGCUGUUCUCGCUGUCCCGCGAGGAUGUCCUGGCCGCCAUGAAGGACUACCCGGACGCCCAGGAGAUUCUGCAGACCCUCGGCCGCAAGCGGCUCAUGGAGGUGCGCUGCGUGAACAAGAAGUACGCAAAGGCGCAGAGCGACAAGGAGGCGGCGGCCUAUGCGGCGGCCCAUCCGCACCACCACCAGGGUCACCAGGGCCAUCAAGGUCACCAGGGCCAUCAGGGGCACCAGGGGCACCACCAGGGCCAGGUGCACCAGAGCGACAGCAGCGAGAACAGUGCCUCCAAGAAGAUCGUGGACAAGCUGAAGCACGACGUCAAGGGCUUCCGGAAUGUCCUUAAAAAGUCCAGGACCUCGCGUAAAAGCGACGAGUCCCUGGAGAUGCAGCCGCUGCACAACACCUCGCCCCGCGGCAGCAAGAUCCUGCUGAAGCGCAUGUCGCGGGUGAGAUCGGACGAGAAGGACGCGGAUAGCGCCGAGGCCAAGGACGAGUUGCACGACAAGACGCCCAGCCCCAUUGGGGCGGGGCUGCCGCUGCUGCAGCGCCUGCGGCUGCUCAAGGAAAAGCAGGAAUCGAUCCAGGAGGAGCCCGAACGCGAGUUCAGCGAAGGCUUUCCCCUGAUCCAGCGACUGCAGCAAUUGAAAAUAAAGAACGAGCCGCAGGUCAACGCCGCCGAACCCGGCGUCGUCAUGGUCAACACGCCGCCCAAUAUCAGCAGCAAGAUAGACUCGCAUUUCGGGGCCGCCCAGGCAGGAGGAUCCAUACCGAUGCCAGGGGCCAAUGGUGGCCUCUCGGCGCCGGGACAAUCGCUGACGGUGGCCCAGAUCAAGCCCAUCAUGAAGGUGUCGUUCAAGCAGAAGAUCCAGCAAUUGCAGGGAGGAGUGAGCAGCUCGCCGUCGCCGAGUACGGGAGCCAUAGCCAAAAAGGAGCCACCCAAGUCCCUGGCCCUGGUGGCCAAGCAUGGAGCAGCCUCCGAUGAUGCAGUGGCCACAUCAGGACUGGGAUUGGGAUUGGGGCUGGGGCUGGGUGUGGGAGUGGGAAUGGGAGUGGGUGUGGGAAUGGCAGCUGGCGGCUCUGGCAUAGCCACCAUAUCGAAGCGGGUGAUCAAGCCCAGCCAGCGGAUGGCCACGCCCCUGCAAUCUGACACGGACACCGACGGGACGCCCAUCAAGCCGUGGUCCAAGCUGAAAUUGGCCACCCUGAUGUCUUCCAGCUACACCAGCCUGACCAACUGUUCGCCCGACGAACUGGCCUCGCCGCUGAAGAACUACUCGCUGAGCAACAUACCGCAGCAGAUGGAGUCGGCGCACCCACGACCACGUCACCACAGUGCCCGGAGCAGCGCGAGAUCACCGCGUCACGGCCAUGGCCAUGGCCAUGUGCAUGGACAUGGGCAUGGGCACCAUCACGGCGGACAUGGGCCCGGCCCAGGGCAGAGCUGCUCGAGUACCCUCUGCUCGUCGGCCAGUCUGGUGAAUCCGUUGGCCAGUACGGCGGCCAGCGCCAAGAGAGACUGCCUGCGGCUCCAGAAGCCGGAGCAGCACCUGCCCGACGGCGAACUCACAGAGCUGGGCGGCAACGGGCGGAGGAAGCUGUACCAGAGCGUGUUCGAUCUGUCGCCGGAAUACUGCGGCCUGCCGUUCGUCAAGCGUUUGAAGAUCCUCAACGAGCGCCAGAAGCUGGCCGAACUGGAGCGAGCCCUCCAGACGCGAAGUUUCAGCCUGGACUGCUCCAAAUCGGGGCCGGACAGCAAGGUGCCCAUCACGGAGUCACUGUAUCGCUGCUACAGCGAUACCUCCGGCAUCUAUUCGCAGUUCCUCAGUACGUACGAGUCGACCACCAGCUCCACCUCGAUAUCCACCAAUACGUCUGCAUCGGCAUCCGCAUCCGCUUCGGCAUCCGCAUCCGCAUCGGCAUCCGCAUCCGCAUCGGAUAGCAACUCCAGGCAACUGCAGUAUGUGCCACUGCCACUCAGUCCCGAAUCCAAUGAGACUGUGGAACGGCGCAAGCUGAAGAGUAUACUCAAGAAGCUGCAGCAGCAGGAGGAGAUGGUGGUGGUGUCGGCGCCGGGGUCGAAGGUCACCCCAAAGGGGCUGGGCCAGGGCCUGGCGGCGGAGCCCACCUUGGAAGGCCCGCCCGCCAGUGCCAAGGAGGAAUGUCCUUCUCCCUUCGGCGGCGCUGCGGCGAUCGGAAUGAUAUCGUUGAAUAAUAAUGGUAGCGGUACGGGUACGGUUACGGUUACGGGUAAUGCUAACGGUAAUGCUAACGGUAAUGGUAACGGUAACGGUAACGGUAAUGGUAACGGUAACGGUAAUGAUCCGGUUAAUAAAGCUAGUUCGAGUGCGCGUGUAACGAGCAACAAGAGUAGUGCGCAUGCGAGUUCACCAUCGGUAUCGGUGGCAUUUCCGUUUCCGGUUGCGCCGGGGCCACACGCACACGCACAGCCACUUCCGCAUCCGCAUCCGCUUCCGCUGGCAACCGAAGCGAAUGUCUGGUCGCCGACGUUGACGUUGGUAACGCCCACGAAUUCGCCGCAGGAGAGCUACGCGUUUCCCGCUCAACUAAGGGAUCCGGGCGAUUUGGGAAUGGGCGGACUCGUUGGUGGCGUUGGCACCGUCUCAGCGUCGUCGUCUUUGCCAGUCGAAUCAGUUGGAACAGUUGGAUCAGCUGCAUCCGCAUCCGCAUCUGCAUCUGCAUCCGCAUCCGCCUCGUAUGUCGUGGAGUGCUCCUCGUCGUCGAAUCAGAUCCUCCAUGCCCAGUCAACAACUGAUUUGAAUUUGAAUUUGCAGCUCAGGCAGAACACGACCACCAGUGCGAUGGGCGGACCGGGCUCAGGGCCCCGGCUCGAAGGCUUCCCGGAGGCACAGGACUACUUCAAUCAGAUCCUCAGCGGCAUCAACCACGUGAUCAAGACGCACAUGAACGAGAUGCACUCCAAGUUCGAGACGCAGUUCUCCAGCAUGGCGGGCGAGGUGAGGCGCCGCGAUGCCAUCAUUGCCCAGCUGCAGCUCAAGCUGCGCUCCAUCGAGGGCAAGGCCACCACGGCUCCGGUGGCUUCCGGAUCGGCAUCCUCCACUUCCGGCACCCUGGUGCUGCCACUCAGCCGGCGCCAGAAGCGCGAGAAGAUGUCCCAGCUGUCGGUGGACGAUGAUGAGCCGCCCGAGGAGGAGGACAACAGCAGUUCGGGAUCGUCGGCGGAGCUUCUGUUCAUGCGCGGUGAUUCCCUGGACACGGUGUUCACCUCAUCGCCGCCCAUCCAGGGCGGCAGGCGCAGCAUAUCGCCGGGUCCGAGUCGGCACCAUGCGGCCUCGGCGAACGCCCUCAACUGCCCCAGCAGCUACUACGGAGGACCCGGAGGCUCCUUCUCCCUGAGCUCCCGGCACGCCCAGAGCCAUCCCAGCUUCUACUCCGGCCAGGGCAACGGACGCAGUGGCCGCAGUGGCCAAAGUGGCCGCAGCAGUGGCUACGGCUACCAUCGCGAGUGGAGCGGCGGGGCGGACAGCAUGGGCAGCCUGGGCAUGGGCAUGGUGGCCGAUGUCACGGGCAAUCUGGCCCGCCUCUCGGACAGCGUCAUCCUGGACAUCGGCGAGAGCUCCAGUUCGAGCUCCUCCUCCAGCAAGAUCAAUAUGGCCGAGGUGGAUGACGACGACGACGACGAGGGGGAGGAGGAGGGUCCGGCGGCACUGCAUCCCCGAGAGGAUGAGGAUAUGGAUGAAAGCGGUGGUGGCGGUAGUGGUGGUGGAACGGCAAGCCACAACGACUGGGAGGUGCAGAUGCUGGCCGCCGAAAUGGAGCGGCAGGAGCGGCGCAAGCGGGGUCACUCCCUGUCCGACAAUCUGGGCGAGCUGAAGCACUGCAGCACGUUCCUGCGACGUCGCCGGAAGUUCAGCGACACGGAAACGGAGUUCAGUGAGACGGACAUGGAGCACGAGCAGCAGCUGCAGGGCAGCUCCAUAGAUCCGGCUGGAUUGGGAGCCUCCGCCUCGGGAGGAGGCUCCACCUCGGCGGGACACCAGAGCGGCAGCCAGCGGCCGCGGGCCUCCAGCUUGGACCAGUUCAACCUGCGCUACGGCAUCGGACGCGGCAUCUUUAAAGCAAUGAGCAUCGACCGUGAUAAAGACAAGCUUUGAGAACUAUAAUCACGACCAAAUCCAACCCGAUCCCGAUCCCGAUCCCGAUCACGAUCCCCAAGCCAACCAGAAGCAAGUUCAACCGCAGUCAACCAAUAAGCAAUGGAAUUCGGACAGUAUUACCAUGGUACAAGAACUAGGUAUAUAUAUAUAUAUAUUAUAUACAAAACUAAGGAGAUGUGAGGACAUAUAGAUCUAUAUUCUAUAUAUGUUUAGCCCUAACGAACCCCCCAAGCAAAAAAAAAUCGUUAUAUACAGAUAUACACAUAUAAAGUAAAACCCGAAUGAGAUAUAUAUAUAUAUAUAUAUAUAUA